UCUCACUACUUCGUCCCACCCCACGCCGUUCUUCUGACCGUGCACCCACACGUCCUCUCUGAACAGUCCACCACAGUAGCCAAAGUAUGAGUCGCGGUGGAAAGCUUGCCCCCGAAGUCAAUCGAGCUCUCUUCGUAAAGAACCUGAGCUUCAACGUCACUCCAGAGGAGCUUUUUGACCUCUUUGGCAAGUUCGGCCCGGUGCGCCAAAUCCGCCAGGGUAUCGCCAACAACACCAAGGGCACCGCAUUCGUUGUCUAUGAGGACGUAAUAGACGCAAAGUCAGCUUGCGACAAGCUGAACGGCUUCAACUUCCAAAACCGUUAUCUCGUCGUAUUAUAUCACCAGCCAGACAAGAUGAUCAAGGCCGCAAAUGAUCUCGCCGAGCGCCAGGAGAACUUAGAAAAGCUCAAGCAGCAGCACGGUAUCGAUUAGCAUGAGGAGAGGCCCCAGGAAACGGUGAACUCGCGCGAGCGAAUUAGUAAUAAGAAUCCUGCGGGCCUCAAGACUGAUAGCGUACACUCGAAGCAUUCAUCGGACCGCGGCGGCGACCCACGGUCCUCCACGACGAGU
This is a messenger RNA of Macroventuria anomochaeta, 572 nucleotides long. Its product is annotated as RNA-binding domain-containing protein. Lineage: Eukaryota; Fungi; Ascomycota; Dothideomycetes; Pleosporales; Didymellaceae. The record is from RefSeq and is a predicted model, not a curated record. Gene Ontology annotation, molecular function: mRNA binding. The transcript has 5 exons. The coding region runs from base 87 to 434 and encodes 115 amino acids. Gene Ontology annotation, cellular component: cytoplasm; ribonucleoprotein complex; nucleus.